This is a messenger RNA of Sporothrix brasiliensis 5110, 3405 nucleotides long. RefSeq lists its product as uncharacterized. Lineage: Eukaryota; Fungi; Ascomycota; Sordariomycetes; Ophiostomatales; Ophiostomataceae. The record is from RefSeq and is a predicted model, not a curated record. The transcript is spliced from 3 exons. The coding region runs from base 1 to 3405 and encodes 1134 amino acids. Gene Ontology annotation, molecular function: alpha-L-arabinofuranosidase activity. Gene Ontology annotation, biological process: L-arabinose metabolic process; polysaccharide catabolic process.
AUGACCACGCUCAGCAUCACCACACAGCACACGAUUGCGCCCGUCGACCGCAAGAUCUUUUCGGGCUUUGUCGAGCACAUGGGACGAUGCGUCUACGGCGGGCUGGUGCCGGCGUCGUAUCCCGAGGCGUCCCAGACGGACGAGUGUGUCGGCAUCUUCCGCAAAGACGUGCUCGAGACGUUCCGCGACGAGCUCAAGCCGCCGCUGGUGCGGUACCCGGGCGGCAACUACUGCGCCAACUUCAACUGGCGCGACGGCGUGGGCCCCUUGGCGGAGCGCAAGAAGCGGCUGGACCUGGCGUGGCACAACACGGAGCCCAACACGUUUGGCACCAACGAGUUUGUGGCGUGGUGCCGGCUGACGGGCAGCGAGCCGUUCCUGUGCCUCAACAUGGGCACGGGCGACCUGCGCGAGGCGCUGGCGUGGAUCGAGUACUGCAACAGCGACGCGGACUCGUACUACGCCAACCUGCGGCGCAGCCACGGCGUCGCGAAGCCGCACGCGGUCAAGUACUGGUGCCUCGGCAACGAGGUGUACGGCGACUGGCAGGUCGCCCAGGCCAGCAAGGAGGCGUACGCGGCGCAGGCCGUGCAGUGGGCCAAGGCGAUCCGGUUCCUGGACCCGACCGUCAAGCUGGUGCUGUGCGGUCAGCACGGCUACAACGACUGGGACGAGUACGUGCUGCAGCAGUGCGUCGAGUGGGUCGACUACCACUCGAUCCACCUGUACACCGACCAGAAGACGCACGAGCAGGCCGUCUUUGGCCCGCGCAUCGCCGAGACCUGCAUCGCCUGGACGCAGGCCAUGAUUGACCGCGCCCGCUACGCCAAGCACGUGGCCAAGCCCGUCAAGAUCUGCUUCGACGAGUGGAACGUCUGGAACACGCAAGAGUACCCCGGCGACGAGGGCCACGAGGAGGUGUACAACGUGUCCGACAUGCUGGGCGUCGCCGUCUGGCUCCACGUCUUUGUGCGCCACGCCGACAUUGUCGAAAUCGCCUGCAUCGCCCAGAGCGUCAACGUGCUGUCGCCCCUCCGCACCCGGGAGGGGCAGCUCGUCAAGCAGACCACCUGGUGGCCGUACGUGCUCAUGUCGCAGUAUUUGCGGGGCGGCCGCUCGGUGUCGUCCCACGUCAACAGCGUCGACGUCUGGUCGGGCGAGCGUACCGGCCAGCUCGCCCAGUUUGACGGCAUGCUGCCCGAGCUAAAGUACUUGGACAUGGCGGCCGUCGUCGGCGAGGACAAUGUUCUCACGCUCUCGGUGGUCAAUGCCAAGCUCGAGGAUGUCGCGGUCGACCUCAGCAUCGACGCGGACAUCAAGGCCGGCCUCGAGAAGAUUGUGGUCUCGGGCGAGCCGGGCGACAUCAACUCGUUCGAAGACAAGGACAAGAUCGUGCCUGUGCGCUCGUCACUGUCGACGGACAAGAAGGUCGUCUUCAAGCGGUGUUCUUACACGAUGCUGCGAUACCAGUUCUGCCGACAUCUGCGUUCCUCCAUAACCAAUGCCACUUCUACUCCUCCACCCUGCAUCCGUCUCACCCUCGCCUCCUCUUCACUGCCCCACGGCUUUGUGAAUGUCCUCCUGGUAGGCGGCGACGGCGGUGUUCUUGAAAUCGCGGGCUUUGACCUUGCGCAGGAACAAAAUGUCGAGCUCCUCGUAGGUGCGGUGCUUGGUCUCGGGCAGGCGGAAGACCACCCAGACGAGACUCAGCGCGCCCAGAAACACGAAAAUGAAGGCGGCUUUGCCCUGCAGCCCGGCGGCGUCCGGGUUGAUGAGGUACGGCAUGACGACGCCAAAGACGAUGUUGAGCAGGUUCCAGGUGUUGCGCGCGAUGGCGAUGGUCUUGGCGCGCAGGCGGGUGGAGCCGACCUCGCUGACAAUGGCAAAGGCGACGGAGCCGACGGUCAUGCUGGUGACAAAGGGCCAGCACAUGAGCAGGAUGGACUGGGCCCAGGCGCCGCCGUUGUUGUGGGCCGAGGCGGCGCCGCCGAUGGUGAUGAGGAGGAGGACGUUGCAGGUGAUGCCGACCUGGUAGAUGGUGCGGCGGCCAAAGUAGGUGAGCAUGAGCCACGAGAGGGCCGUGCCGGUCAGGGCAAUGAGCCGGUCGCCGACGGUCAGGUCGAACGCGUAGACGGUGUCGAGGCCCGCCUGCUCGAAAAAGCCAAAGAAGACCUGGAUGCACCAGGCCAUGCAGGCAAUCUCCGUCCGCCGCAGAUUCACGCCCCGGAAGCAGUCGAGGUACGACGUGCCCUCCUCGUAGGCCUGCUCGAGCUGGUCCGUGUGCACCAUCAUGGCCAUCGUCUGGCGCGGCGAGACCCGGUGCGCCGCCUUUUUGCUCGACAGCCGCCGCAGGGACACCUCGGCCUCGUCGAGCCGGCCCUGCCGCACCAGCCACCACGGCGACUCGGGCGCCAGGUAGGCCCCCAGGCACAGCGGGAUCGGCCACACCCACUGCACCGCAAACGGGAUGCGGUAGGCCCACGGGUUCGUGUCCGGCAGGCUGGCCACGCCGCGCAGGACGAGGGCCGCAAUGAACUGCCCCAGGAUCCAGGUGAUGUUGAUGUACGACGUCAGGUACGCGCGCAGCGGCAGCGGACACACCUCCGAGGCGUACGUCGCGCCCGUGAUGCUGAACUGGCCCCAGACGAUGCCGCACAAGAUCUCGCCGGCCACGAGGACGCCGACGCUGGGCGCAAAGAAGGGGAUGAAGACGAGCGCCGUGAUCAGAACGUAGCAGCCCAUGAGAAUGCGGCGGUGGCCCAGGUAGUCCGUCAGCCAGCCGUUGAGCAGGACGCCCAGAAAGAUGCCGAUGCUGCUCGAGUUGCCAAUGGCCGACUGCCACGCCGGCGAGAUGACAUAGCCGUCGCCCUGGGCAUGGCCAAACUGCUGGCGGAAGGCGGGCAGCCCCAAGAGGGACGACAGGAAGCCCGUGUCGUACCCGUCCAUGGUCGUGGCCGUCGAGAUGACGACCGACCAGGCCACGGCGCGCGGGUAGGCCCGGAUGCCGUCCAUGAGGGACAUUUUGUGCUCAGCAUCGGCCGCAGCGCGGGCAUCCGUCGCGAGCGUGUCGCGGGCGUGAGUUGGGCUGCCCGUGGCGUCGGAUGUUGGGUCGACGUCCGCCUUGGUCGUCGACUCAACCCAGUGCUGUUGCGCGCUGGCCAUUUUGGAAGGAUGGUUCUCGGUGUCAGACAUUAUGAGGGAUGGGAAGAUGUGCAAAUGCUGAUGCGCGGGAGAGUUGAGCAGUCGGCUGGAAAGAGUUGUGUCGGCGGCGGACGCGAGGUCCUCAUAUACUCGGGUCAAAGUCGACGGUCGUCUCGCCGGGUCGAUGGUGUCAAUGACAGGACGAAUGUCGAAAUCUCCAAAUCCCCAGGAUCCAUGUCAUCACCAGAUAUCUCGCCAGUUUAA